Molecule: messenger RNA, 768 nt
Organism: Lolium rigidum
Lineage: Eukaryota; Viridiplantae; Streptophyta; Magnoliopsida; Poales; Poaceae
Exons: 1
Coding region: 1-768 (255 amino acids)
Source: RefSeq, a predicted model, not a curated record
AUGCACCGGAGGUGGUUCCUCGACGGCUGCCCCGUUCCAAUCCCCCUGCCCUUCGGCAGCGUGGAGGAAAUCGACGGCCAGCGCGUAGGUUCGUACCCGCCAGUGCAGGAGUGCUUCCUCCGUUUCUCGGCGGAGAGCGUGAAGAAGCUCAAGGCGAAGGCGAACGCCGAGAUGUCCGGCACCGCCACCGCCACAAUUUCCUCGCUGCGAGCCUCGCCGGCGCACUCGUGGCGCGCGGCGUGCCGGGCUCGGAGGCUUGCGCCGGGCCAGGAGACGCUGUACGGCCUCCUCGUCGGAUGCCGGGGCCGCGUGGACGGCGUGCCAACGGCUUACGCGGGCAACGCGGUGACGCAUGCCGCUGCACGGUCCCCCGCCGGCGAGAUCCUCGACAGAGGGCUGGGCUGGGCGGCUUGGCUCCUGAAAAGCUCGCGUCGUUCGUUCGAUGAGAGGAGCGCGAGGGAGAAGCUCGCGUCCUGGCCCGGAGAGCCCAACUUCCCAAGCAUGGCGGAUUUAUCGGCUACCGCUCAUACGAGCUUGCUGACGGGGAGCUCGCCGCGGUUCGACGUGUACGGGAACGAUUUCGGGUGGGGCCGGCCGGUGACCGUGCGGAGCGGCGCCGGGAACAAGCUGGAUGGAAAGGUGACCGUGUACGAGGGCGGAGACGGCGCGGGAAGCAUGGCAAUGGAGGUGUGCCUCGCCCCGGAGGCGCUCGCCAGGCUCGUCGCCGACGACGAGUUCAUGACCGCGGUUGGUGCGACUGAUUGUUGA